Molecule: messenger RNA, 1056 nt
Organism: Cavia porcellus (domestic guinea pig)
Lineage: Eukaryota; Metazoa; Chordata; Mammalia; Rodentia; Caviidae
Gene: Wnt8a
Product: Wnt family member 8A
Exons: 6
Coding region: 1-1056 (351 amino acids)
Biological process (GO): canonical Wnt signaling pathway; multicellular organism development; cell fate commitment
Cellular component (GO): extracellular region
Molecular function (GO): cytokine activity; frizzled binding
Source: RefSeq, a predicted model, not a curated record
AUGGGGGACCUGCGCAUGCUGAAGCUGGCCGUGCUUGUAGGCUGUGCCACCUUCAGCGCCUCUGCCUGGUCAGUGAAUAAUUUCCUGCUGACAGGUCCUAAGGCCUACCUGACCUACACAACCAGCGUGGCCUUGGGAGCCCAGAGUGGCAUCGAGGAGUGUAAAUUCCAGUUUGCUUGGGAACGCUGGAACUGCCCUGAGAACGCCCUCCAGAUCUCCACCCACAACAGACUGAGGAGCGCCACCAGAGAGACUUCCUUCAUUCAUGCUAUCAGCUCUGCCGGAGUCAUGUAUACCAUCACCAAGAACUGUAGUAUGGGCGACUUUGAAAAUUGUGGCUGUGAUGAGUCAAAAAAAGGAAAAACAGGAGGCCAUGGCUGGAUCUGGGGAGGCUGCAGCGACAAUGUGGAAUUUGGGGAAAGGAUCUCCAAACUCUUUGUGGACAGUUUGGAGAAGGGGAAGGAUGCCAGAGCCCUGAUGAAUCUUCACAACAACAGGGCCGGCAGGCUGGCAGUGAGAGCCACUAUGAGAAGGACCUGCAAAUGUCACGGCAUCUCAGGGAGCUGCAGCAUCCAGACAUGCUGGCUGCAGCUGGCUGACUUCCGGGAAAUGGGAGGCUACCUAAAGGCCAAGUAUGACCGGGCGCUGAAAAUUGACAUGGACAAGCAGCACAUAAGGGCUGGCAACAGUGCUGAGGGCCGCUGGGCUCCAACUGAAGCCUUCCUGCCUAGUGCUGAGGCAGAGCUGAUAUUUCUCGAGGAAUCUCCAGACUACUGUACCCGCAACUCCAGCCUGGGCAUCCAUGGCACAGAGGGUCGAGAGUGCCUGCAGCACAGCCGCAAUGCAUCCCAGAGGGAGCAGCACAGCUGUGGGCGCCUGUGCACCGAGUGCGGGCUGCAGGUGGAAGAGAGGAGAACUCAGGCCGUGCGCAGUUGUAAUUGUAAAUUUCACUGGUGCUGCACAGUCAAAUGUGACCAAUGCAGGCAUGUGGUGACCAAGUACUACUGUGUGCAUUCCCUAGGUGGCUCCCAGGCCCAGGACAGCAGCAGCACCUGA